CCUCGACAACGUUCAGUUUCCUUUCUUAAAAGCAGUUUAAGGUCGCCAUAACGAUUAACAUAACAUUUCUGUGUAGGUUUUAUGUUAGCAAGGCAGUUCGGCGGCAUGUUAUUGAUCACCUUAAUUGAAUUUUAAAAACACGUGUAAAAUUCUCUUCAAUGCUGAAGCAUCACACGUUUUUAAACGCACACAAGCAUUUGGAAAAUAACGUCUGAAUUGUCGGAAGAUUAUCAUAGAUUUAAUGAAUUAUAAUGAGAUAACAACACUAUUGUUUCAUUGAGCUGUGUAAAAAAAAAAUCUGCGACUCUUAUGUCCAUGCCGACGAAGUCGCACCUCCGCCCACUUGAGAAAUUUUGCAUAAUAGGGAUCCUUGCCUUUGUUUGAAUGCUUUGUUAAUGAGUUUAUUUGUUUUUACCAGCCCGAUAUUCUAAAAGAACACAGGAGCUUCGGUAUUCUAUUGAUCUUAACUCACACAGGCUGUUCCGAGUUCUUGUAAGCACCGACUAUGAAAUCGUGCACGGUAUUUUCGUUUAUUCUUGCAGUUUUGGUGAAUGAAGGAUCCUGCAGAACCAGAUCCGAUCGUGGUAUCGACAGCAUUCUCGGACAAGAGUCCUAUCCUUUGUUGUUGGGUAUCGUCAAGAAAGGAGGCCAUCUUGGACUUGAGGAGUGUCGAAAUCAGUUCAAAAAUGAGAUCUGGAACUGCACACUGGACAACAAACAUGUUUUAAAGGAGUUGCCCAUUUUUGUUAAAACAACGCUUCCACACGCCACUCGUGAAACAGCUUUCAUCCACGCCAUUAGCGCUGCCGCCAUUACACACGAGAUCACGCACCAUUGCCGACGGGGCAACAUUCCCGGAUGUCCGUGCGCCGAGGUCAGGAAACAGCGAAAAAGCAAAGACGAUUGGCAAUGGGGCGGAUGCAGUGAUAACGUACGAUAUGGAGAAAAGGAGACCAAGCGCUUUAUAGACAGACUGGAGAAGGGCAAUGACGCUCGAACGGCUUUUAACUUGCACAACAAUGAAGUGGGAAGAAAGGUUGUUCGCGCGAGUCUGAACAGAGAGUGCAAAUGCCAUGGCGUCACCGGGAGUUGUAAUUUGAUAACUUGCUGGAAGCGGCUGGCGCCUUUCACCCUGGUGGGAUCCAAACUGAAGGAGAUCUACUAUAAAGCUGCACGGGUAUCAUUUCAAAACAACAUACUGCAAGAGAGAGUUAAAAAGCCACCAAGAGCUGUGUCUAGCAAGGAGAAAAAGCUGGUCUACCUUGACUCGUCCCCAGACUACUGCGUCAGGAACGACAGUGUGGGAUCUCCAGGAAUGGUGGGAAGGACAUGUCGGGAUGACGAAGUGUCCACGACCAAGUGCAGAUCUCUGUGUAACUCUUGUAAAAUGAGGCAUCAAACAGUUGAACUUUUCAAACAAGUUAAAUGUAACUGUAAGUUUGUUUGGUGCUGUAGCGUCAAAUGCCAGAUCUGUCCUAAGAAGUUUUCGGUGACAACAUGCACAAGAAGGUAACUUACUGCGCAUGACGCAAAGCCUCAAGGGAAGAUUCGACCAAUCAGAUUGCUACGAUAUUCAGGGUCUUUUAUCCAAUGAUGUUUUCCCGCCAAAAUGUACGGCUUCCGUCACAUAGUCACCGCGCUGCGAAUUCUUUCAUCCCGCGAAAAAAUCCGUCAGCACGGGUUUAGAAUGGAAAUUGCCUUACUUUUUCGAUUUAACUACUCUAGAUGUAGCGUCUUUUCUGGAAUAAGUACCCCUCCUUUAAAUGUAUUAUAAAUGUAAAACAUUCCUAAUUGAAAUUAAAAGACUAAAAAGCAGUCUUAGUGAGGGUAUGAAGUGAGAAAAAAAUAACGCUUUUUAAAAGAUAAAAAUUGACGAGGGGAAAACUGAAAUUUCUCUGCAAAAUGAAAACAAAAAAACAAAAAAACAAAAAACAACGAAAUAUCAGUGGUUGAACGCAUGCUAUGAUAGGAUAGCCAAGAAUAUUACUCGGAAAUAUUGUAUACAUGUUGAUUAUUUGUCAUGGUGGCAGUUAGGUAUUCAGUCAAGAGGGAGCCGCAAACAGUUUCUCAACCGGCCAUUUUCGUAUUCUCGGUAUUGGACUGGAACUAGCUUGCAAUGGAGGCUCAUGCGAGGGAAUACCCGUAUUAGCCUCAGUUGCAAGCUAGUUCCAGUCCAAUACCGAGAAUACGAAAACGGUCUAUUAAUUGUGCUCGUAAAAAGAUGCUUUUCAGUUGUAAAAGUUAUCUUCAUAUGUAUAUAUAUAGGCUAAGUUUGGUUUAACGUUCGAGCUGUGUCGCUAAUUAGAUGCAUGCUGAUUUACAAAUGCUCUAUUUGAAGCUGAAUUGACGCUGAAAAAGUAUGAAAUUAUUUUAAUCUAGUUUCAUUUAAUGGAGUGAUGGAAGCCAUGUAUAGGUACUGCGAUAUCGCACAUUCAUCCUCUAUGUCAGGUAAAGAAGACUCUGUUAAAUUUGUUUAAAACUAAUAAACAUUGAACAUAGUUGAGAAACCUUGCCUUUUGUAGGUGGAUAAUUAAUAAGAGAACCUGGAGGAACAUUGCGUUAAAAGGGAGCUUAAGCAAACCAUGACGACGACAGCAACGAGAACGUCACCAAAAAAAGGUUUAAU
Molecule: messenger RNA, 2626 nt
Organism: Orbicella faveolata
Lineage: Eukaryota; Metazoa; Cnidaria; Anthozoa; Scleractinia; Merulinidae
Product: protein Wnt-8b-like
Biological process (GO): canonical Wnt signaling pathway; neuron differentiation; cell fate commitment
Cellular component (GO): extracellular region
Molecular function (GO): cytokine activity; frizzled binding
Source: RefSeq, a predicted model, not a curated record